AUGCCGGACCUCGCCGUCGCCGAGCUCAGCAUUCCGGCCGAGCAGAGCCCCGAUCCCGCAAAGCCAUUGGUGAUGCCCGUCGACUCAGCAGUGGUAGCCUCUACCCGGCGCUUCAUUCCGUGGUCGGCGGUGGGCAAUCCGGCCUUCCUCAAUCUUCCCCCUCCUCCUCCAGGGAUGCAACCGUCGUGGGUCAGAUUCCGCAGGGCCGCCAUCAGUGGCCUUCUCCCGUUCGGUGAGCCCGAUCCCGCUGCGGGCAUCGGAGGGGAGGUCGCCGCGCUACCCGAUGAGCUGCGCCGCUCGACCGAGGACGACAGGGUCGACUGGCUGCUAAGACGAGGGCGGAGGCUUGCCGACGGCCCGGCGCAGUGGGGCUUUGACGAGUCGCUCUCGAUGGUCUCGGGGAUCCAAUCGCCGCCGUACGCGUGGUUCAAUGGCAGCGUGGCGUCGCUUCCUCGCGGGAGCCGCUGCUGGGGCACGGCGACCCACGCGACGCGCACCGGCGACUGGGUGUCGGGCAAGUUUGCGGGCACCGGGCUGCGCCACCGCCGGUACACGCCGUGCGGUGCAGGGGACGGGCACGACGGCGCGGCGGACUGGGAGGGGCACAUGGCCGACGCCCACCUCUCGCAAGCUGCGCUCGGCUUUUUCGACCGGCGCCGCCGCGCACGCGGGCCGCAGCCGCCCUUCUUUGCCCUGGUCGCCACCGCGGCGGUGCACGCGCCCUUCACGCCGCCCGACCGGUUCCGGGACGCAGACAUCCGCACAUGGGUCGCCACCAGCGAGGUGGCGGCGCCGCGCCGGCUGCACGUCCCCCACUCGUCCAUGGUGGCGGAGUUGGACGCGGUGGUCGGGGCGCUGAUGGCGGCGCUCCGCUCCGCAGGCGAGCUCAACGAGACGAUUGUGGUCUUUGCGAGCGACAACGGCGGACUCAGCUGCGCGACCAAGCAGCACGGAUCGUGGAGGCCCUCGCCCGAGACACCCGCGCCGCCGUUUGAGGACGUCUCGCCCGAGCGGUCCGGGCUGCAGUCGCCGCUCUGCGGCGCCAAUUCUAGCGCCCACCUGCGGGGGCACAAGGGAGACCUCUACGAGGGAGGCCACCGGGUGCCGCUGCUGGUAGCGUGGCCGGCGGGCGGUGUGCCCGCCGGGGGGGAGUGCGGCGACCUGGUCGGGCUCACCGACCUCUACGCCACCCUGCUCGACCUGGCCGGCCUUGCGCCGCCCGCUCCCGGCCAGGCAGCGGACAGCGUCAGCUUCAAGCGCCGCCUGCUCCGACCCCGCGACGGCCACCCGGCCCGGUCCGACCUGCUCGUGCCGUCGCCGCCGAGCUGGGCGCUGCGGUGGUCGCGCUGGAAGCUGAUCAGCCUCGCGCACGGCAGCCAACGCGCCACCGAGCUCUUCGACCUCGAGGCGGACCCGGGCGAGACGACCAACCUGCUGCCGCCCCACAACGUGAGCGGGCAGCCGCCACGCGCGUCCGGCGAGGCCGCCUCGCGCCACGAGGCGACGGCCGCACGCAUGGCCCAGCGCGCGGACCAGAUUCUGACCAGCGGCGAGCUCGGAGGGCGAAAGCGGAUGCAAGCAUUGCGAACGAUGUGA
Molecule: messenger RNA, 1596 nt
Organism: Emiliania huxleyi CCMP1516
Lineage: Eukaryota; Haptophyta; Isochrysidales; Noelaerhabdaceae
Exons: 2
Coding region: 1-1596 (531 amino acids)
Molecular function (GO): arylsulfatase activity
Source: RefSeq, a predicted model, not a curated record